GGGCGGGGGCGGGGGCGGGGGCGGAGGAAGAGGGAGUGCGAGGGAGCGAGGAGAGUCGGGCAACAUCUGUUAAAACUUGGGGGAGGAGGAGCGCGGGGAGGAGGAGGAAGACGAGGAGAGGAGGGAAGGAGGGAGCGCGGAGCCGAGGGACAACUUUUCCACCCCGGCAUUUUUGGUCGAAGAGAGCUGAAGUAAUGAGAAGACAUCAUGGAGGCCCAGUCCCACAGCUCCACGACCACUGAAAAGAAAAAAGUUGAGAAUUCCAUAGUGAAGUGCUCCACUCGAACAGAUGUGAGCGAGAAAGCCGUUGCCUCCAGCACCACUUCUAAUGAGGAUGAAAGUCCUGGACAGACUUAUCACAGAGAGAGAAGAAACGCAAUCACUAUGCAGCCACAGAAUGUCCAGGGGCUCAGCAAAGUCAGUGAGGAACCUUCAACAUCGAGUGACGAGAGGGCCUCACUGAUCAAGAAAGAGAUCCAUGGGUCCCUGCCACACCUGGCGGAGCCCUCUGUGCCGUACCGCGGGACAGUGUUUGCCAUGGACCCCAGGAAUGGUUACAUGGAGCCCCACUACCACCCUCCUCAUCUUUUCCCUGCCUUCCAUCCUCCUGUACCAAUUGAUGCCAGACAUCAUGAGGGCCGUUACCAUUACGAUCCGUCUCCGAUUCCUCCAUUGCAUAUGACUUCUGCCUUAUCUAGUAGCCCUACGUAUCCGGACCUGCCCUUCAUUAGGAUCUCCCCACACCGGAACCCCGCUGCUGCUUCCGAGUCUCCCUUCAGCCCUCCACAUCCCUACAUUAAUCCCUACAUGGACUAUAUCCGCUCCUUGCACAGCAGCCCGUCGCUCUCCAUGAUCUCAGCAACCCGUGGGCUGAGCCCUACAGAUGCGCCCCAUGCAGGAGUCAGCCCAGCAGAAUACUAUCAUCAGAUGGCCCUGCUAACUGGCCAGCGCAGCCCCUAUGCAGACAUUAUUCCCUCGGCUGCCACCGCCGGCACGGGGGCCAUCCACAUGGAAUAUCUUCAUGCUAUGGAUAGCACCAGAUUCCCUAGCCCCAGGCUGUCAGCCAGGCCGAGCCGAAAACGUACACUGUCCAUAUCACCACUGUCCGAUCAUAGUUUUGACCUUCAGACCAUGAUAAGGACGUCUCCCAACUCCUUGGUCACGAUUCUCAAUAAUUCCCGUAGCAGCUCUUCAGCAAGUGGCUCCUAUGGUCACUUAUCUGCAAGUGCAAUCAGCCCUGCCUUGAGCUUCACCUACUCUUCUGCACCCGUCUCUCUCCACAUGCAUCAGCAGAUCCUAAGCCGACAACAGAGCUUAGGUUCAGCCUUUGGACACAGCCCUCCACUCAUCCACCCUGCCCCAACUUUCCCAACACAGAGGCCUAUUCCAGGGAUCCCUACGGUUCUGAACCCCGUCCAGGUCAGCUCCGGCCCUUCUGAGUCCUCACAGAACAAGCCCACGAGUGAGUCUGCAGUGAGCAGCACUGGUGACCCGAUGCACAACAAGAGGUCCAAGAUCAAACCCGAUGAAGACCUCCCCAGCCCAGGGGCUCGGGGGCAGCAGGAACAGCCUGAAGGAACAACCCUUGUCAAGGAGGAAGGGGACAAAGAUGAAAGCAAACAGGAGCCUGAAGUCAUCUACGAGACAAACUGCCACUGGGAAGGCUGCGCGAGGGAGUUUGACACCCAAGAGCAGCUUGUGCACCAUAUAAAUAACGACCAUAUUCAUGGAGAGAAGAAGGAGUUUGUGUGCAGGUGGCUGGACUGCUCAAGAGAGCAGAAACCCUUCAAAGCCCAGUAUAUGUUGGUAGUGCAUAUGAGAAGACACACGGGCGAGAAGCCUCACAAAUGCACUUUUGAAGGUUGCACAAAGGCCUACUCGAGACUAGAAAACUUGAAAACACACUUGAGAUCUCACACUGGAGAGAAACCAUACGUCUGUGAGCAUGAAGGUUGCAACAAGGCUUUCUCAAAUGCCUCUGAUCGCGCCAAACACCAAAACAGAACGCAUUCCAAUGAGAAACCAUAUGUGUGCAAAAUCCCAGGCUGCACUAAGCGUUACACAGACCCAAGCUCCCUCCGGAAACACGUGAAGACAGUGCAUGGCCCAGAGGCUCAUGUCACCAAGAAGCAGCGAGGGGACAUCCAUCCUCGGCCCCCACCCCCGAGAGAUUCCGGCAGCCAUUCACAGUCCAGGUCGCCCGGCCAACCGACUCAGGGAGCCCUCGGUGAGCAGCAGGACCUCAGCAACACUACCUCAAAGCGGGAAGAAUGCCUCCAGGUGAAAACCGUCAAGGCGGAGAAGCCAAUGACAUCUCAGCCAAGCCCUGGUGGUCAGUCUUCAUGCAGCAGCCAACAGUCCCCCAUCAGCAACUAUUCCAACAGUGGGCUCGAGCUUCCUCUGACCGAUGGAGGUAGUAUAGGAGACCUCAGUGCCAUCGAUGAAACCCCAAUCAUGGACUCGACCAUUUCCACUGCAACCACAGCCCUUGCUUUGCAAGCCAGGAGAAACCCAGCAGGGACCAAAUGGAUGGAGCAUGUAAAACUAGAAAGGCUAAAACAAGUGAAUGGAAUGUUUCCGCGACUGAACCCCAUUCUACCCGCUAAAGCCCCUGCGGUCUCUCCUCUCAUAGGAAAUGGCACACAGUCCAACAACACCUGCAGCUUGGGUGGGCCCAUGACGCUUCUCCCGGGCAGAAGCGACCUCUCUGGGGUUGAUGUCACUAUGCUGAACAUGCUCAACAGGAGGGACAGCAGCGCCAGCACCAUCAGCUCGGCCUACCUGAGCAGCCGCCGCUCCUCAGGGAUCUCGCCCUGCUUCUCCAGCCGCCGCUCCAGCGAGGCGUCACAGGCCGAGGGCCGGCCGCAGAACGUGAGCGUGGCCGACUCCUACGACCCCAUCUCCACCGACGCCUCGCGCCGCUCCAGCGAGGCCAGCCAGAGCGACGGCCUGCCCAGCCUGCUCAGCCUCACGCCCGCCCAGCAGUACCGCCUCAAGGCCAAGUACGCGGCUGCCACAGGAGGGCCGCCGCCCACGCCCCUGCCCAACAUGGAGAGGAUGAGCCUGAAGACGCGCCUGGCGCUGCUCGGGGACGCCCUCGAGCCUGCCGUGGCCCUGCCUCCAGUUCAUGCCCCGAGGAGGUGCAGCGACGGGGGAGCCCACGGCUACGGGCGGCGCCACCUGCAGCCGCACGAUGCGCCGGGCCACGGCGUGAGGAGGGCCAGCGACCCCGUGCGGACAGGCUCCGAGGGCCUGGCCCUGCCUCGCGUGCCGCGCUUCAGCAGCUUCAGCAGCUGCAACCCCCCGGCGAUGGCCACGUCCGCAGAGAAGCGCAACCUCGUGCUUCAGAAUUACACACGGCCCGAGGGCGGCCAGUCCCGAAACUUCCACUCGUCCCCCUGUCCUCCCAGCAUCACCGAGAACGUCACCCUGGAGUCCCUGACCAUGGACGCUGAUGCCAACCUGAACGAUGAGGAUUUCCUGCCGGACGACGUGGUGCAGUAUUUAAAUUCCCGGAACCAAGCAGGGUACGAGCAGCACUUCCCCAGCGCCCUCCCGGACGAGAGCAAAGUGCCCCACGGACCCUGUGACUUUGACGCGCCCGGGCUGCCAGACAGCCACGCUGGCCAGCAGUUCCAUGCCCUCGAGCAGCCCUGCCCUGAGGGCAGCAAAACCGACCUGCCCAUUCAGUGGAACGAAGUCAGCUCUGGAAGCGCCGACCUGUCCUCCUCCAAGCUCAAGUGUGGCCCGCGGCCCGCUAUGCCGCAGACUCGCGCCUUUGGGUUCUGCAACGGCAUGGUAGUCCACCCGCAGAACCCCUUGAGGAGCGGGCCUGCUGGGGGCUAUCAGACCCUCGGGGAGAACAGCAACUCCUACGGUGGCCCAGAGCACUUGAUGCUCCACAACAGCCCCGGAAGUGGCACCAGUGGAAACGCCUUCCAUGAACAGCCCUGUAAGGCCCCCCAGUAUGGGAACUGUCUCAACAGGCAUCCAGUGGCCCCUGGUGCACUUGACGGUGCCUGUGGUGCCGGGAUUCAAGCCUCAAAGCUGAAGAGCACCCCCAUGCAAGGGAGCGGGGGCCAGCUGAAUUUCGGCCUGCCGGUAGCGCCAAAUGAGUCAGCUGGCAGCAUGGUGAAUGGCAUGCAGACCCAGGACCCAGUGGGACAGGGGUACCUGGCUCACCAGCUCCUCAGCGACAGCAUGCAGCACCCGGGGGCAGGCCGCCCCGGUCAGCAGAUGCUUGGGCAGAUUAGUGCUACCUCACACAUCAACAUCUAUCAAGGGCCAGAGAGCUGCCUGCCAGGGGCUCACAGCAUGGGCAGCCAGCCGUCAAGCUUGGCAGUUGUCAGGGGCUACCAGCCAUGUGCCAGCUUUGGGGGCAGCAGGCGCCAGGCUAUGCCGAGGGACAGCCUUGCUCUGCAGUCAGGACAGCUCAGUGACACAAGUCAGACCUGCAGGGUGAAUGGCAUCAAGAUGGAGAUGAAAGGGCAGCCCCAUCCGCUGUGCUCUAAUCUGCAGAAUUACUCUGGUCAGUUCUAUGACCAAACCGUGGGCUUCAGUCAGCAAGACACCAAAGCUGGUUCAUUCUCUAUUUCAGACGCCAGCUGCCUGCUACAGGGGACCAGCGCCAAAAACUCUGAGUUACUUUCCCCAGGUGCUAAUCAGGUGACAAGCACAGUGGACAGCCUCGACAGCCAUGACCUGGAAGGGGUACAGAUUGACUUCGAUGCCAUCAUAGACGAUGGGGACCACUCCAGCCUGAUGUCAGGGGCCCUGAGCCCAAGUAUCAUUCAGAACCUUUCCCAUAGCUCCUCCCGCCUCACCACGCCUCGGGCGUCCCUCCCAUUCCCAGCGCUGUCCAUGAGCACCACCAACAUGGCUAUCGGGGACAUGAGUUCUUUGCUGACCUCCCUAGCGGAAGAAAGCAAAUUCCUUGCAGUUAUGCAAUAGGCUUUAGGAAAAAAAGGACUGCAACCAACGUAAAUCAAUAGGAGUUGAAGAGAUUAAACUGACUUUGUUUUGGCUGUUUUUUUAGUUCUGUAUGUAUUUUAGCAAUCUCAUCUCACCUAACUGAGAUGUGUUUCAAAUAUAUUCCUUUUAUGGAAAAGGACUCUGAAAAACCCUAAAGUAUUCUAGGGAGAAACUGUCUUCCAUUUCAGUUUUGAAUCAGUAUUGUUACACUCAAACCACCCUCUUUUUUAAAAAAAAGAAAACAAACUGUAAGCCCCGCCCCCUUUUUAGUAAACCAAUGUAAAUGUGUGAUGUGCAUAUUCUUCUUUCUUUUAGAAGAGCAGUCGAAUUAAAGGAUUUGACAUGUUUUGCUGUUGCUCAAAGGAAAUAGGAGUUGGUGUGCUUGUGACCAAGGGGUUACACUUCCAGGUUUAAAAUUCUCCUUUACAUGUGCUCAGUGUUUUGUUUUGUGUUUUGGUUUCUGUUUUUUUAUUUUAAUUCCCACAUUGGGCACAAGAAUCAGAAUAUGGAUAGCUAGUUUAAGAAACUUUUGCACUGUAGCAUAGAUGACAGAAUAUUGAUGUUCUCCCCAUCUCCAAUUCAGUUCAGGUAAUACUUUCCACAGUUAAACAGAAGUGGGAACUUGGGGCUCUUGUAAAUGAAAUAGGCGCUCACAGUUUUGGUUUUCAGCUCUUCAUGUCUGUAAGUGUGCUUUGGGGGAGGCUACGUCUGUAUGGUCGGUUCUCAGUUAUCACAUUUGCCUCUCCUCGCACUACCUUCAUGAGCAUUCAGUGCUGUUUCACACUGCAGUCAGAGAGAAGGGACGGGCAGUUGGUGACACUCAGCCACAUUGCUACUUUUAUCUGUUCUGGUAAGAAGUUAGAUAGAUGGUAGAUUGAAGCAAUUGGGUAGAAUUAGUUGGGGGAAUAUUUAUGGGUUGCUGUGUUUGUUGCUUAGUUCCGUCUCUUUCCCAUUUUAACUGAGAAUUGAUUAUAUAUAGCUCUAAGUAUAUAGGUAUUUAAACAACCCCACAAGCGGCUGUGUCAGUAACAUUUAUUAAUUCCACUAUAGUGAAGGAGAAUUUCCAUUCUAAAUACCUUAUUUUGAGGAUUUAUAACACUUAGUUGUAAAAGAGAAAGCCCACAUAGUGGGAAUAAAUUGCUUCAGCCAUUUUUAGUAUUUGAGAGCACUAGGGAAGAUGUUUAGUAGCUGUGUGGAUGCCUUUUUUCACACCCUGUCUAUUGAAUGCUGCAUCCAUUCACAAAGUUAAGUGUUACAUGCAGUUAGUCCUUAAUGUGGACUGGACCUGUACUUUUGUUUUGGAUUAAAACAUUUAAAGAUUUUUGAAGUGCAGCUACUCCCCACGUGCAUUUGAUACACAUAAAAGUCAUACUGUGUGUGCACAAAGAGUACAUGGAUUUUCCAGCAUAUUGCUUUAAAAAAUUAUAUAAACUCUUAAAAUAUUAACACCUCAGGCUACCUGCUGUAUUCUGUCCCGUUGACCCCUGGAAUUGGAUUUAUUUCAAGUGAUUGAUAAUUCAAUUAUGUGGCUUUUCCCCUUUAAUCCUGCCAUUUAAAUUACAGUAGAAAGACAAAAUCAAGUAAAAUAAAGUGUUAGAUAAUAGAAAGAGUGUUAGGACCAGCCCACUUUUCUCAUGUUUAUGUUCUUUCAUUUGGACCAAGAAUCUCCGCAUGGAGGUUGAUUUGCCACUGGGGACUUUGGCUAAGACUAUUGGGUUUGUUUUCAACUAGAUGUUCCUGAGACAAGCAGAGGGACGCUGCAAUUCCCCUUCCAUGUCUGCUGUCCUCCCCCAUGUAAGUCUUCUUUGAAAUUAAAGGAUGUGUCUCCUUUGGAACAGCCCCAUAACAAAAGAGAACUACUGAUCUGAGCAUAGGAGAGUAGAGACUCUACCACUUUUCAGUUGAAAAAGUAAGACUUUCUCUGUGUUUCUGAAACAGGGCAUGAUGUUGUCACAGAAUCAGAGAUCCAGUCUCACUUUUCCACAGAUCUCCAAAUCUCCGGUCUUAUCUUGUGUGCUCUAAUGGUUUGGCUCAAUCCCUUUCCAACUCUUGUUUUCAAAGCAUGGGGCCUGAGUGUUCUCCACUCCUCCUGAGAAAGGAGCUUGGGUGGAAGGACCACGCUGACCUCCUCCAUCAGAGGGCUCUUCCAGUAGUAUUGCUGGAUGCAACCUCCAUUUCUUAGUUACCGUCAUUUCCUGUAUCAGCUUUGUCCUUCCUGGAGGGAUGCACAGUGAUCCGGCCCACCACUGUUGUUGUCUUGUGCUUCUGCUCUUUCCUAUGGUUUCAGGUUAUUUUCUGGGUUUCCCCUAUUCUUCUUUUUUUUUUUCUUUUUUUUUUCAUAUUUGCUUUCCUUUCUACUGCUUUUAGAUUUGCAGGAGAUGGAAGUUUCAGCUCAAUGUUUGGCUUCUCUCAAUAUGGAAAUUUCAGAAGGACAGAGGAGAGGAGGGAGGAAGAAGAAAGUAUACUCCUCCAGAAUUUCAGUGAUAUGUCAUGGCAGUCCAGUGGAACGAAGGUCUUUUGAGGUCGCUUAGAAGCAUCCUUUUGGGACAUCUUUCUGGGAUCUCUGUAGGCUAGGCAUCUCAUAUCUUGAGACUCACCCCCAGCCUCCAAGCCUCGCUCCAUUUCUCUAACCUAUGCAUUUAGAGGGAGAGGGCCGCCUCACUAGUGUCACCAUCCUGCCUUUUCUAAAACAUAAAGGCUCACACACGGUACUCCUGCUUAAUGUCUGUGUUAAACGUUUUCUAACCAUUUUUGUUUUAUUUUUCUGAAAAAGUUAACCCCUCCCAACUCCUCACACAUUGGCUCUUCCUCUUGAGCCACAAAGUUUUGAUUCUUGCGAUGUAUGUGCCUUAUUUUAUGUUAAUCUUGUCAAUGAGAGGGACCAGUUGGUGUUGCCCAAUCAGCACUCCAAGGCUGUGUGUGCACCAGCCAGAGAGCACACGGUGGUAGCAGAGUCGAGGCUGUCUUGUAUCCUGGUUUCCUGUGUUGUUUUGAACUGAUAGGAGGAUGUUCUCUUCUGACAAGUUACCCUUGUGUAUCCUGCAGACAUGUAAAAUAAAAUACAAGUUCAUUUUUUUCACCUUUUUUAGAUUUUUAAAAAAAUAAAAUGUGUAAUCCUUUUUUUUUAAAAGAAACAUAUGUAAAUACAUUUAAGUAUUGUAGGCAUAGCGUUCGGAUGUGACUGGCCCAGGCGUUUCUCGGACAAGCCUGCAUUCCCCGUGAUCACGCCCACCUCAAGCCCAGGGGCUGCAGCCCAGCCACAGAUGAACUCUACCUUUGCUUUCAGAACCACUUAGUCCUUUUGUAACAAAGAAAAAAAAAAUGUUUCUUACAAUGUCAAUAAAAAAUUCUUUGUAUGGAAA
Pongo pygmaeus (Bornean orangutan) is the source of this 8333-nucleotide messenger RNA. RefSeq names its product GLI family zinc finger 3 (gene GLI3). Gene Ontology annotation, cellular component: nucleus. Gene Ontology annotation, biological process: regulation of transcription by RNA polymerase II; smoothened signaling pathway. NCBI's taxonomy places the organism in Eukaryota, Metazoa, Chordata, Mammalia, Primates, Hominidae. Gene Ontology annotation, molecular function: DNA-binding transcription factor activity, RNA polymerase II-specific; RNA polymerase II cis-regulatory region sequence-specific DNA binding. The coding region runs from base 208 to 4950 and encodes 1580 amino acids. The record is from RefSeq and is a predicted model, not a curated record. The transcript is spliced from 15 exons.